Peromyscus californicus insignis is the source of this 2955-nucleotide messenger RNA. RefSeq names its product serine protease FAM111A-like. Lineage: Eukaryota; Metazoa; Chordata; Mammalia; Rodentia; Cricetidae. The transcript is spliced from 4 exons. The coding region runs from base 453 to 2273 and encodes 606 amino acids. The record is from RefSeq and is a predicted model, not a curated record.
UGCCAUAUGCUGGGUAUUGUCUAGAUGGUGAGGUAAUAAAUAAACAUAGAUCCUUCUGAUGGUAUUUAGCGCUAAUGAAGGUUUUAAUGUUUAAUUCAAAAUGUUCUCUUUUGGAGAGAGAAUAAAAGAAAAAUGCAGGGAAAAAUACCUCUUUGGACAGAAAAAAAUCCAAAAAACAAAAAACAAAACCAAAAAAAAAAUACUGAAGCAGUGAUUUAAGCUAUCAUUUUGGAUAUUUUUUUCCCAGAUCUUAUUUUGAUAUUUUUUCCUUCUUUCUUUUGUCUUCAGGGUACUGCCGAGUUCUUCGCCUACUUAUUUAUUGUUCUGCAAAUUUACCAUAGCUUUACUACCUUCAUCUUAAAGGAAAACCAGGGCUUGACUUCAAGUGUUUCAGGUGGACCAUCUGCAGGUCACAGAGCAGCCUUUGUGAUAUAAGUAGAACCGUGAAAACCAUGUAUCAUUCUUCUCAGACAAAUGAGGAAGACUGUGUUUGCUGUUCUUUUACGGAGAGGAAGAAAAGAGAGUUGCCGGAAGGAAAACUGAAGACUUGGGUCCCCAAAGGAGAAAAGAGUGAUUGCAAUAUUGACCAAAGUAAGGUGGAAUCUAGAAAAAGAGCAAGUGAGCAAACCAACACACAGGAACAAUGGGUAUAUUCAACUAAGAAAUGUCGGCAAGAUCAGAUCACUUCCCCAUAUAAGACAGUCAGCAUCACCUUAGAUGGAAAUCACAAGAAAAAUGAAAAAAUGAAAUACUUGCUCACACAUAGGAAGACAGAUAGCUUAUACACAGCACUCAACACUCUCGAUGCUGUCAAAGAAGAGAUAAAAAAUCAACAAGGCAAAGAAAUGCUGGUGUGUGGGAAAGAAGGAAUCAAAGGGUAUAUAAAUCUUGGCAUGCCUCUCUGCUGUUUUCCAGAAGGCAGCCACAUGAUCAUUACAUUCUCUAAAACCGAAAGUGAGCAGGGAGAAAGUAAACAAGUGUUUGGUUUGCAGGACCAGGUAUAUGCAGACUGCGUCAAAUUUUACAUUCACGCAGUUGGGAAGAGGAACGAAAGGAUUCUCAAGUGCAGAGACCUUCACCAAGAGGGGAACAAACUCUGUGUCUAUGGCUUCAAGGGAGAGAGCAUUAAGGACACUCUGAGGAAGGAUGGCAGGUUUCACUCCUUUGUGGAGAGUGACCAUUGGAAGCUCAUUAAUGACCUGGACACCAUCAUAGAAAACACCCAGCCAGUUGAUGAGUUAGAGGACAAGCUCUUUCAGGUCGAGGUUGAGAGAAAAAGUUGUCCUCAGGCAGCAGACUUCACUGACUUAGAGAAGCCAUCUUACUAUGAGUUAAAAGAAUACACUGUGAACGAGUACCUCACCUUGAAGAGAGAGUGUAAAAAACUCAGAGCAUACAUCAAGGAAGAAAGUGAAAAACAAAGUAAGAAAACUUCCUCAUUUGAAAUGCACAGAGAAAACUUCAGGAAACUGACAAAAAACUCCACCCCAACUAGAGUGCUCAAACUUCUUUCACAGUUCAGUGACUCAGUUGGGCUCAUAGUUUGGAACAACAACGGAAAUGAGGGCUAUGCCACCUGCUUUGUUUUUACAGGAUUCUAUGUUUUCACUUGUAUGCAUGUGAUAAAUGACAUUGUGGGUAAAGGCACAGAGCAAAGUAAGUGGGCAGAAAAAAUUAGUCAGUGUGCAAAAGUCACAUUUGAUGCAAAUGAAGACAACUGCUUUUCCAUUGAAUCUUGGUUUGAGAUAUAUGAUGAAACCCUUGACUUCGCUGUCCUGAAACUGGAAGAAAAUGAACAACAAGUCCCUGCAGGGCUAUAUAAUGGAAUAGCUCCUGUACCAUCCAGUGGAUUGAUUUAUAUGAUUGGUCAUCCUGAUACAAAAGAGAAGCUUAGUGAUGGCUGUGUUCUGGUUUCUCGAGAUGAGCACAUUCAGGAAAGAGAAGCAGUGGGUGGCAGCAACCCUCCACAGUAUGUCUAUAUGUACACCCAGAGAAGUUUCCAAGAAACAGUCCAUGAACCUGGUGUGCUUACCUGGGACAACAUUUUUUAUUGUGGGUCUUCGGGAUCUCCUGUAUUCGAUUCUAAAGGAUCACUCAUAGCCAUGCACACUGCUGGUGUCAUUUGUGAGUAUGAAAGUGGUGUUUCCAGUAUUAUAGAGUUUGGCUGUGCUAUGGAACCUAUCUUCACUUAUAUUAAGACAAACCAUAGAACAUGGUAUGAUACGGAAUGUGUAAAUCAGCAGGAUGUAGAAAUGCCAAGUCAAGAUCCUUGAGGACUGGAGAGCAUUUACUCUCUUUUUCCUUUUUAAAGAAUAACAUUUUUAGCCGGGCAGUGGUGGUGCACGCAUUUAAUCCCAGCACUCAGGAGGCAGAGCCAGGCGGAUCUCUGUGAGUUCGAGGCCAGCCUGGUCUACAGAGUGAGUUCCAGGACAGGCUUCAAAGCUACACAGAGAAACCCUGUCUCAAAACCCACCCCCCCCAAAAAAAAAGAAUAACAUUUUUAUUCUUUGAAAGUCUCACACAUUUAUACAUAUUGAUCAUAUCCAUCUACUGCCACCUUCAACUUUUCUAGGACCCUUAUCUCUAUCUCACUUUCAUGUCUUCUUUUUAGUUUUUGUUAUUAAUAACAAUAUCUACAAUAAAUUACAGAAUUAUCAUGGAUGUUACCAAAUCUGAUUCAUAACUACAUAGACCAUUUUUGCCUCUUCUCAGUGCAUCUCUAUAAAUCUCCAUUCCAACUGUGGGAAAUAUGGAUCUUACCAUAUCUCAGUCAUUUAGUUAAUUGAUUAAUCAGAGUAUAGAUACAUAAAUACAGAGAUUAUAUAGACAGACAGACAGAUGAUAGAUGAUAGAUAAAUAGAUAAUACAUACAUACAUAAAGUAUAGAUUCAUAGAUAGUAGCUACAUAGAUAAUCACAUAGAUACAUAGGUGAUAGAUACAUAUAUAGGUAGAUA